UGGUGGUCACACGCUACACGGCGUGUAUCCAUACCAUAGAAUAGAACCAAUUUUGAGUCUUAGCGGUAAGAGGAAGAAGAGUGUCUAUCCAAUCCAUGGCUGGCCUUUGAAACACAAACAUAUCAAAUAAAAAUGGCUGUAUCUCUAAACCCCAUCAUCAACUUCACCUCAACUAAGUUGGAAACAAAGUAUCAUGAUGCAUCGAGGUAUUCUGUUGGAGCAUCUUUCCCAAAGGCCACGCAGAAUACACCCUUCUUUGUAACAUCUACAACGAGAAUGUUUGUCAAGGAGAAAAGAUUUGGUAAAUGUUUUUCAGUUGCAAAUAGUGACCAGCUUUCAGCAGAUGCCAGUAAGAAGGAUAUCGACAGUGCUACAAAUUCACCUGUCAAUGAUCAGUUAAAAUCCACGAAUCCUCCAGAUGAAACUUCCAAAUUGCAAGCUCAGGUUAAUGCUGAGCAGACACCAGAGGGUUCCAAUGGAUCUGUAGCAUCUCCUAAGUCACAAUCUGUAACCACACGAUCAUCUCAGAAAGUGAGAGAGAGGAUAAAAGCGGCUCGAGUUCUCAACCAGUCUAAGGAACCAAAAAUAUCAAAACCAGAUAUAGGUAGUAGUGUGUUGGCUGCUUUUAGAGAAGGUGACAAAGGGAAGAAGAAAAGAAGAUCUGGACUUCCGGAAGCCCCUGGCAAUUUGUUUGACGAUAGAAAACGAGGGAUGCCAAAGGCAGGUUUAACUUUUGAAUUUCCUGGCGGUAAUGAUCUUUUUCUGAUUAUCUUUUCAUUUGUUUUCAUUAGCACAGUGAUGUUUGGAACAACUUUUAUUGUGUGGAAAGUUGGCGCAAUCCAUUUUAAUGACUCUUGAGAUGAGAUUUCAACAAUUCACCAUAUAUAUAGAAUAGCUGAUUAAUAUAUUUGGACAAGCUUCAGCUUCUUUAAACUUCAUGAACUGAUGUUAAUGUUGAGUUUUUUUUCAC
This is a messenger RNA of Trifolium pratense (red clover), 970 nucleotides long. RefSeq lists its product as uncharacterized. The transcript is spliced from 2 exons. Gene Ontology annotation, cellular component: chloroplast thylakoid membrane. NCBI's taxonomy places the organism in Eukaryota, Viridiplantae, Streptophyta, Magnoliopsida, Fabales, Fabaceae. The record is from RefSeq and is a predicted model, not a curated record. The coding region runs from base 133 to 858 and encodes 241 amino acids.